GGUAACCCUCAAGAAAAAUAUGAUAUUAAGAAAAAAUUGGGCUCAGGUGCAUCUGGUAAUGUUGUUAUGGCACAUCAAAAAGGCACAGAUGAUGUAGUUGCCAUUAAAAUGAUGGAUUUAACAGAUCAACCAAAGAAAGAAUUAAUUAUAACGGAAAUAGAAGUGAUGAAGACAUAUCGACAUGAUAAUAUCGUCAAUUUUCUGGACUGUUACAUGAUCACCAAUGAAUUAUGGGUAGUCAUGGAGUGUUUAGAUGGCGGGGCUCUAACUGACGUCGUCACGGAAACCAUAAUGAAAGAAGGACAAAUAGCCGCUGUCUGUCAAGAGUGUUUAAAGGCCCUUGUGUUCCUUCAUUCCCGAAAUAUUAUACAUCGUGAUAUUAAGAGUGACAAUGUUUUGUUAGGUAUGGUAGGAGCAGUCAAAUUGACUGAUUUUGGAUUCUGUGCUCAAGUCAAUCAAGAAAGAAAUAAAAGAGAUACUAUGGUGGGAACACCAUAUUGGAUGGCUCCUGAAGUUGUCUCGAGAAAACAGUAUGAUAAUAAAGUAGAUAUAUGGAGUCUUGGUAUCAUGAUUAUAGAAAUGUUAGAAGGGGAACCACCAUAUUUAAAUGAAACACCAUUGAAAGCCAUCUUUAAAAUUGCUACGAAAGGUAAACCAGAUAUCAAAAAUGAAAGCAAACUGUCACCAGAUCUUAAAAGUUUUAUUAAUAAUUGUCUGGAGGUAGAACCAGAAAAAAGAUCCUCAGCUGAGAAAUUGCUGGAGCACCCAUUCCUGCAAAAAUCUAUGCCGUUAUCAACUUUAAAACCACUCAUCAAUGCAGCCAGAGAAGCUCAGAGAUCGUAG
Molecule: messenger RNA, 843 nt
Organism: Lottia gigantea (owl limpet)
Lineage: Eukaryota; Metazoa; Mollusca; Gastropoda; Lottiidae
Exons: 3
Biological process (GO): protein phosphorylation; regulation of axonogenesis; intracellular signal transduction
Cellular component (GO): cytoplasm
Molecular function (GO): ATP binding; protein serine/threonine kinase activity
Source: RefSeq, a predicted model, not a curated record